UACGGGGCGCUCUCGACUCCGUGGCGACGGCGGCCUUGCUGGGACACGGGGGCGGGGCUGGGCACCUGUCCGCGUUUGCAGGCACCUGCUGCGCCGGUUGCCGCGGGCCCGGGGCCCGGCGCUGGGGGUUGUCCGGGAGCUGGGCCGGCCGGCCUGAGGGAGGGAGACGGGCCCGACCGGCUCGCCCCGUCUGGGGCCCGCCCUCGCCGGCCCCGGCCCCGCGCCCUGGUUGAGGGGGACGUCCGCGAGCCCCGGAGGCCCUCAGCCCCCCGCCAGAGGGGCUCGCAGGCCCGUGCCUGGCCUCGAGCAGACUGGGAGGCCCGGACAUGGCCCCUGCCUUGCAUCACCUCGAGACAGGUAAAGUGAAUUCUGAGGACGGAGGAGUUUGAUGACAGACCGCUGAAUUUCUUUGUUUGGAGUACGCGUUAUGAACCCUUUCUGGAGCAUGUCUACAAGCUCUGUACGCAAACGAUCUGAUGGUGAAGAGAAGACAUUAACGGGGGACAUGAAAACCAGUCCUCCACGCUCUGCUCCAAAGAAACAGCUGCCUUCUAUUCCCAAAAAUGCUCUGCCCAUAACCAAGCCCACAUCUCCUGCCCCAGCAGCACAGUCAACAAAUGGCACACAUGCUUCUUAUGGACCUUUCUACCUGGAAUACUCUCUUCUUGCUGAAUUUACCUUGGUUGUGAAGCAGAAGUUACCAGGUGUCUACGUGCAGCCAUCUUACCGCUCUGCAUUAAUGUGGUUUGGAGUAAUAUUCAUACGGCAUGGACUCUAUCAAGACGGUGUAUUUAAGUUUACAGUUUACAUCCCCGAUAACUACCCGGACGGGGACUGUCCACGCUUGGUGUUUGAUAUUCCCGUCUUUCACCCACUAGUUGAUCCCACCUCAGGCGAACUGGAUGUGAAGAGAGCAUUUGCAAAGUGGAGGCGGAACCAUAACCAUAUUUGGCAAGUAUUAAUGUAUGCAAGGAGAGUGUUCUACAAGAUUGAUACAGCAAGCCCCCUAAACCCAGAGGCUGCAGUACUGUAUGAAAAAGAUAUUCAGCUGUUUAAAAGUAAAGUGAUUGACAGUGUGAAGGCGUGCACUGCUCGUUUGUUCGACCAACCUAAAAUAGAAGACCCCUAUGCAAUUAGCUUUUCUCCAUGGAAUCCUUCUGUACAUGAUGAAGCCAGAGAGAAGAUGCUGACACAGAAGAAGAAACCCGAAGAACAGCACAAUAAAAGUGUUCAUGUUGCUGGCCUGUCAUGGGUAAAGCCUGGCUCAGUACAACCUUUCAGUAAAGAAGAGAAAACAGUAGCAACUUAAGAGCUGGUGAAUCCGGUGCACCAUGCACUUUUCUGCUGGACUUGGGCCUAGUUAAAGCUGACCAAUGGCAAGGGACUGCCUGAAGAGUAAAACUGUGUGAACGAUGACUGAUACCAGUGUUGUCCAUGUAUACUUAGGUUCUAACGGCAAGUUUUGGAAACCUCUCUUUAAGUAAUGCAUUACUUCUGUCAGAAGUGUCUUUAGGGUGGUUAUCUAGUUCAGUACUCCAAAUUAUUGGGGACCUUGAGGAUUAAGUAUUUUUCUGAAUAUAAUGCUAAAGGUAAGUCGCAUUCAUUUAAACUAACAGAGUAGACAGACAUGAGCACUCUUGACUGAUUUCUGGAUCAGUGGUUUCAGUUGUACAUAUGUUAGGAUGUGGAGAGGAGAGGUAUAGUGAGAGCAGGUCCCAUAGCUUAUUAGCACUUUUAAGUGGAAGAUCGUUUGAACCUCAGUCUGCAGCCUACUGUCUUAUUGAUUUACAAACUGCUGUCAGUCACUGAGGUACACAUUAGGUGAGUGAGAGGAAACCAGAACACUAGUUCAGUUUUGUUUUGUUUUUAAAGCAAAUUCCUUACUGUAUUUUUAUGGCAGGAGAGAGAAAAGGUGUUAAGACGGUUUCUAAUGAAGUCAGAUAUUUAAAUGAUGAAUGACUAAUGUGUUUUGUAGAGAAAAAAUAAAACAAUAAAUGAUCGUUCUUUGUCA
This is a messenger RNA of Equus quagga, 2011 nucleotides long. It is a transcript of the gene AKTIP, whose product is annotated as AKT interacting protein. The transcript is spliced from 10 exons. The record is from RefSeq and is a predicted model, not a curated record. NCBI's taxonomy places the organism in Eukaryota, Metazoa, Chordata, Mammalia, Perissodactyla, Equidae. The coding region runs from base 428 to 1309 and encodes 293 amino acids.